AUGGUGGCACCGACCUCACCAACUGACCUCAACUACGGUGAAUAUGCAGCUCGUUUAGUGCAUCGUAUGCGACAGUUACAUAUUCAACCACCCCGUCAGUUACGGCGACGCUUAAACAAAGCUUACGUAAUGGAGCGCAACGGCAUACGUGAGACCGUUAGUAUUGACCGGCUCAAACCUUCGCACUUGGAGGAAACCGUUCCUUCCAUCAAUGGUCCCUCAUCCGUUGCGUCACCCGCAACUCCCGUCCCAAAAGGUCCUGCUCCCUCCAACCCAAUAAACCUCGUGAAACCAUUGGAGCAGGCACCUGAUCCUGACCCACCCCAUCAGACUACUAGUCGCGGGAAAGUCCUUAAGCUACAUGUACGCUUUGCCUUGUAG
This is a messenger RNA of Echinostoma caproni, 381 nucleotides long. The record is from the annotation of a GenBank genome assembly. NCBI's taxonomy places the organism in Eukaryota, Metazoa, Platyhelminthes, Trematoda, Plagiorchiida, Echinostomatidae.